UCACAGCACCCCGCUGUGGGACCCAGAAAUUGCAUAUUUUACAACUGUAUCUGCCUAGAUGCCCUGCUUACCUGCAGAGUCUGAGGAGGAAAAAAUCGAGAGGGAUCAAAAGUGCAGUGGGGUUCUUCUACGGAAAUAAUUGUCCCGUUGUUCGAAAAUAUGCAUACAUUGUGACUGCUGCUGUAUCAAAAUAACCCCAAACUAGCAACAACCUUGAUGUCUGUCACCUGGAGACUGAUUAGGUAAGCUAAUGCAUACCAUAGAAUAGAAUAUUAAAUGGCCAUUAAAAAGAACGAGAUGGUUCUUCCAUGUUGCCAGUGAAUUAAGCAAGGGAUAAAAGGUAUAUAGCAGUGCAUUGUUAUUUUUGUACAAUUAAAAGGAUAUAUAUACACACACAUACACAUACAGAUUUCUGAAAGAAUGCAAGAAACAAAGGUCAGAGUGUGGGAGGGGUGGGGGCUUUUCCUCUGCUUUGCAUUUUAUAUUUUUCCCAAAUCCAGGCUUGUCGGGUUCCAAAGCCACACUCAAAGCCGCUCCUCCACUGUCACUGCCAGGGUUCUGUAGGCAGGAGGGAGGGCUGUCCAGUUUCAGCAGAGCUCGGACCUCUUCUAGCCUCUGCCACAGUGCUAGCUCCAGGGGCUUUCUUUGGGGGCAGCUGGCAACCACUGAUCUGGGCUCCCUGGUGGCACUGGCCUCAGUCCUGGAUGCCUUCCCCAAUGUCACAGUUACCUACUGACCCCCAUCGGCCCAGCUCCCCUAACCUGUGCUCCCAGUUAUGUCGCUCCCUUCACGGCCUGGCCUGGCCCCUGUGACCUUCAGUUUCACCCAUCAGAUUUGCCUUCAAUGCAGUUCUGACUCCCCUCAGGCCUUGCUGACUCAGCCCUGGGCACACGCUGGGGUUCCUACUGGGCAAACCUGGCAAGCAGCAGCUGUAUCAAAUCACCACUCCUCCCCACAAGGAGCUCGGAGACCAGAGGGUCCUCGCGCUGGUGCAAUUCCUAAGACUGAGCCCCAUGAGCCAGAAACACUCCCACGCCAGGUCCCCAACAGCCCCACUCGCCACUCCUUCCCUCUCCCCAGCGACACGAGCUGGUGGCAUUUCCCAAACCAACCCCAGCCUCUUCUCUUACUCCCCUUUGGGUUUGAGCAGGUAGUCAGAAGCCCACCGGAGCCUGGUCCUGCAGAAAGAGGGCACCGAGGAGCAGGUACAGUGAGUCUAGCCUUUGCAAACCCCUGGGGAGUCCAUGGUCCGCCAGGGGCCACCUUCAGGUCCCUCACCACCCCCCACCCCGGCUCCCCUCUCUCCCUCACCCGUGUGAGCACCAGCAUCGUGCCCUUCUUUCUCCUCCCACUUCCUCAGCAGAGCCCCACGCUGCUGCUGUCCGCCCUACCAGCCUGUUCCCUCAGCAGUGCUGUCGGCAACUUCAGUGCCUUUGCACCUGACCCUGAAAGCAGCGUGUGCCCCAGCCCUUGGCUUUCUCUUGACCCCAGCAACACAGUUACUGGGCUCAUCCUCCACUCCUUCGUCCUGGAAGUAUCCUCUCCCCACUUCUGCUCUGCCUCUGGGGCCCUCCAGCAGCACCCCAGAGUGCUGGGACGUGGGAUAGAUGCCUUCUCGCCAAGGCACCUGCCUGCUGCUCCCAGAUUCAGCCCUCAUCACCCUUUUCUUCACCAUCACUGGACUGAAGUCUGUAGAUCCCUACACAUUCACAGGCAGAGAACACACUGUGCUCCCAUUUCAUAGAGGAGGCAACUGCAUGAGGGAAGGCUACGUGGUCCGUCCAGAGUCAACUAGAAGGUAGCACUGACACGCCAGUUUCCUGGCUCCUCACGCGGCACACUCCCACUGUUCUACACCUACCUGUCCAUCGAGUCACUCCUUUGCUCAAAGACAUCCAGGCUCCUCCUUCCUACAGCGCUUCCUCCGUGGCCACCUAGACUGUUCAGUCACGCUGCAUGGAUCCCAUGGGUCUGUAUCCGGCCACGUUCAGCAACCCCGCUACUGAGCCCUACCUAUAAGGGCCUCGGGCACCUCACAGCCAAAUUCCCUCGCUUUUGCAAGACUCAGAUCGGAUCUACCUGCCCCCACGAGGAAGGCUGCUUGUCAGCAGGCACAGCCCAGCCCUGGCUCGGUGAGCGUCAUACCACACUAGAGCACCGGAAGGUCUCCUGAGAGGGAGUGGGGCCAAUGACUCCCCUUCACGCGUCAGGAAACCCAAUUCCAGGCGCGUGCACAGUGUGAAGGCUGGUACUUGGCUAACUAAUAAUCCAAAGAAAAGUAUUCAUUCUAUGGGCUGAAAUUCCUUUGGGCUUCAAACACGGAGGCCUGUAUUUGGUGGCCGCAGAACUCUGGUCUCUGUGGAAAGCAGGGUGAGGACAGCUUUGCCGUGAGGAGGCAGGAGCCCACUUAGGGCUGUAUUCACGGAGCAGAGACAACCGCCUUGAACCCCAGUGAUGCUGACGGCUGCAGCGGACAAGGUGUGCAUCAGCACAUCCCUCCCGCAGGCAGAGACCGCCUAGCACAGACCCAGCCCGCGCUCUGCGCCCUACCCGACAGCACACAAAAAGACAACCCAGUGCAGGGGGCACUGGCUGUGUUCUCAGAAAAGCUUGUCCCCAUCUCCCCAGCCCUCCCUCCUCCUUGCUAAAGCGGCCCCAGAGGCUCCAACAACUCUUCGCAGGAACCCGAGAUUCAGCAGGAGGGGUGGUGGGAUGGGUAGGCAGUGGGUUGUCAGCAGAGUCUGGAGACGGGAAGUUUGGAGGGAAGCAGGGAAGAAACCCUUCCCUACCUGAUACUGCUGCCCCAAUCCAGGUCACAGUUCCCGAAGACACACUGCUCCAUUCUAGUGGGAGGCCCCACAAUUAGAAUUUAGGAACAGAGAUUUUAAUAAGCCAUAUCAAAUUGGAUUUAAAUAUAGGCUCAUCUAACUCAUUGGCCAUGUAACCUUGGGCAGGUAACAACCUCUCUUAGCCUUAUAGCUUCCUGUGCUGUAAAAUAGGAGUAAUGUCAGUAAUCUGUACCCCACAGGCUUGCUGGGAAAAUGAAGAGAUCAGGCAUGCAAAACGCUAACAGCACAGUGCCUAGCACGUUGUCAAGCGUUCAAUAAAUGCUCACUGGUGUUAUUACUGUUAUUCAAAUGAGUGACUCUCAGGCAGACCCCUCCCAGGACUGACUAAAGAGCUGGCCUAAACUGGCAGAGAGAAG
Physeter macrocephalus (sperm whale) is the source of this 3205-nucleotide messenger RNA. RefSeq lists its product as uncharacterized. The record is from RefSeq and is a predicted model, not a curated record. NCBI's taxonomy places the organism in Eukaryota, Metazoa, Chordata, Mammalia, Artiodactyla, Physeteridae. Bases 776 to 1744 code for a protein of 322 amino acids. The transcript is spliced from 3 exons.